Molecule: messenger RNA, 1389 nt
Organism: Salvia miltiorrhiza (redroot sage)
Lineage: Eukaryota; Viridiplantae; Streptophyta; Magnoliopsida; Lamiales; Lamiaceae
Exons: 2
Coding region: 1-1389 (462 amino acids)
Molecular function (GO): nucleic acid binding
Source: RefSeq, a predicted model, not a curated record
AUGAGGAGGAAAGAUUUGACAAGUGAAGAAAGGGCUGCUCUCAUUCAAUUCUUGAUCAUCGAAAGCAAGAAUGGCAAGCCACCACGAGGCAAAAUGAAGGCUGCCGAACUCAAGUUCGGCGUCUCUCGGCGAACCGUGUGUCGUCUUUGGGCUGAGGCAAAGCAAAAACAGAUCAACGGUCAGUUUAUAAGUUCACAAAGUAGAAAAAUUUGUAGACCAAGGAAAAAAAGAGUACAAAUUGAUCUAGAGUUAAUUGCAAGCAUUGAGUUAUCUAAAAGAUCAACCAUACGAAGAUUGGCUAGCGGAAUAAACUGCAGCAAGAGUACCGUAGGUAGGUGGAUAGAUCAGGGGCUGAUCAAGGCUCAUACAAGUGCUAUAAAACCUGACCUAACAGCCCCAAAUAAGCUGUUACGGUUGAGGUUUUGCUUAGACAAUAUUGAGUAUGACAGGCUGCAAGAUAAAUUGAAGUUCAAGAGCAUGUACAACACUAUCCAUAUCGAUGAAAAGUGGUUCUACAUCACCAAGGCUUCUCACAGAUUCUAUUUAACUCCAGCAGAGGCUGAGCCACAUAGAAGUUGCAAGAGUAAAAAGUUCAUAAAAAAGGUGAUGUUCGUGUGUGCGGUGUGUCGACCAAUAUUUAGUGAUGAUGGGAGUGUUCUUUUUUACGGGAAGAUAGGAAUCUUCCCUUUAACAGAAAUGGUACCAGCAAAGAGGUCAAGCAAGAAUAGAGCAGCAGGGACACUUGAGCAAAAGCCAAUUGAGAGCAUAACACAACAAGUAAUGAGAGAGUGUUUCAUCAAGCAGCUUGUUCCAGCCAUUAAAGCCAAGUGGCCUUCAUUUGCAAGCAAGAUUAUCUUUAUUCAACAAGAUAAUGCUAGGCCACAUAUCAAGAAUGAGGACAGAGAGUUCAGAGACUGUGCAACAGCAGAUGGUUUUGACAUCAACAUCAUACAUCAGCCUCCAAACUCCCCUGACAAUAAUAUAAAUGACCUUGGAUGGUUUAGGGCUAUUCAAAGCCUGCAAACAGAGAGUGUUUGCUUUGAUGUGGAUAGCCUAGUAAAUGCAGUGGUUUCUUCCUUUAAUGAGCUUGCACCAAUGACAUUGAAUAAGGUUUUCCUAAGUUUGCAGGGUUGCAUGAUAGAGAUCAUGAAGGUUAAGGGGCAGAACUGCUACAAACUUCCACACAUGAAGAAGGAUGCACUAUUACGACAACAACUUCUUCCUCAAUGUUUGGAAGUUCCAACAGACCUGGUGAAAGAGACCAUAGCCUAUCUACGGGAAAAAGGGGAAGUGGAAGGCAUUGAAGAACUCGAACAUCGUUUAGGUAUUCACCAAGCAACAGUUGAAGGCAUUGAACAACAAUUCAAUGCCUUAAUGUUGCUUGAAUAG